Babesia ovata is the source of this 2517-nucleotide messenger RNA. RefSeq lists its product as uncharacterized. The transcript has 2 exons. The coding region runs from base 1 to 2517 and encodes 838 amino acids. NCBI's taxonomy places the organism in Eukaryota, Apicomplexa, Aconoidasida, Piroplasmida, Babesiidae. The record is from RefSeq and is a predicted model, not a curated record.
AUGGUUGACGAGAAUUCUCGACCUCAAGAAGCGGAAGCUGCCAAGAAGAAAGUGGACGCCAGGCUGGAAGAAUGCGGACGAAAGGCUUCGGCCUUUUGUAAUAACCUAGCCACUAAGCACAAUAAAUUUGGAAAUAGCGACACAAUUAAACAAUUUAAUGAUAAGUUGCGUGAUAGAGUGUUACAUGUUCGUGGCACAAUAGAGUAUGAGAAGGAGCGGCUGGCGAGGGAGCAAAAGCAGCGGGAGGAGGAGUUGAAGGCGACGACGGAGAAGAUUAAGAGCGUGUUGAAAGAGCGUGAGACGGAGGUAAAUGCGCACAUUUGUAGAGAAGUAACUGCGGUUGUGCGGGAGGUGAAAGAUAAGUUUCGGAGCAUCUUGGCUGAACUUGAGAGAAUUAGUCAGACACUGAGACAGCGCGUCGUGAACUUGGGAAAAUGGAUUGAACAUGCGGAUGCCGCCGUUAAGGCGGCGUUGACACAAGUGGAAAAGAUAUUAGAUGUUGUUAAUGAGAAUAAUUUAAGUAGCCAUCCCGCGCUGAUUAAAUCGGCAGUGCAGCAGAUUGAGUCAGCUGUCUUGGUACUUCAUAGCUCUGGGGAGGCUGCCAGGAAGGAAGUCAAAGAAAAAGUUACCGCCGCCCUCGAGGCCGUGAAAGAGAUGGACGACGAGCUGAAGAAGGAUUUGUAUAAUGUUAAGGAUAAUAUCAAGCGGGCGAUUACACAGUUGGCUGGUACGUUGGACACCAAUGUAAGGGAGGGUUUGACGGGGAUGGAAAAGAGUAUUACUGGGCCGCUUGGGAAGAUUGUGGCGAGCUCGACGAGUUUUGAUGAGGCUUUUAGGAAGACGAAAGAAGUUCUUACGGAGGCGGUCGGUAUAGUGGCUGGGGACAUCGGAAAUCUUAAAGGGCUUACGGGUCUUAAUACUAUCGGUAAGGAUUUUGACAACAAACUCAAGUUAUUGAAAGCGAUUAGGGGAGGGAAGUCCUUCGAUAAGAUAAAUGAAUACUUCACGAAUAUUGAGAAGAGCAUUAUGACGCCUAUAAAGGAUGCCAUGGAUAAGAUAACGAAGGCAUGGGAUACCAUUAUUGGCUACGGUAGUGAUACCUAUGUAAAACAUGCCAUUACAGUCGAUCGGAAACGACUUAAGGAGGAACUUCUUACACCACUUUCAACACUCAAAGGUAUUGUUGAUGGCAGUGGUCCGGAAUUCAAGCUCCAGGAACUUCAAAAGAAUCUCAAGGAGGUUGGUCUUGAACUUAACGGUGUUACGGAGCUGAAAUCCAAGCUUAAAAACUUUUCAACAACUAUCACCACGAUUGCAACGCCUGGUAACAAUAUAUCCAAGGACGAAGCAAAAAAUCUACUCACCGAUCUUGGUAACAUCGCCAAAGCCGUAUCUGAGCACUCGCGUGAGGUCGUCGAAAACGUCAUGACAGAAAUACAAACAAAGAUCAAAGGAGACAUUGGGGAUGUGGCGGGGGCUGUUUUUGACAAAAUAAGGAAGAUUCAAGACGGUAUAGAUCAUGAUCACGAAAGUGAGGCUGACUACGGUCGAAAGGACAAAGCUAAAGGCCUCAAGGCUUUGGUGAAGGAAUUUGAUACCAGUAUCAAAGGUGAGCUUGGAAACCUUAACGAAACUGUCACUACUCAAGUGUUUAAGAAGGUCCAGGCUCCGGGCUUUCUUGCUACAAGUUCACCUAUUUACGCGAUCGGGAACGAGCUCAUGAACGCUUUCUACGGGACGUAUAAAACACUCCACGGCGGUGUGCUUAACAACAGUUCAAACCAAGAUAUACUUAAAGCGCAAUUCCCGGACGGGGGAUAUCAUAGAGUUAAUAUUGAUAAAAAGAUUUUCGGCGGUUAUGCUAAUUACGUUAACCAAGAAAGCCUGGAAAAGGCAGCCCAAGACACCGAUCAGCUAAAAGGCGCCCUUCCAGAGAAGAUCAGGAAAAUCCGAGAUGAGGUGACCGGCGCAUUAACGACGAUUGACGAUUUCAAUGAUCAGGCCAUAGUGAAAUUCACGGAAGUCAGUUCCAAUCUCAGUAACCUGUGUUAUGCUGUUAGGAACGCCGCUGCAGACGGUAAAGAUAGUGCGAAAACAAAACUUAUUCUCCUGAAAGAAACAUACUUCGCAGAGUCCACAAGUGCCCAAAACAGCAUUAACAAAAUCCACAGUGACCUCAGUGAGCUGCAAAAAAAGCUGGAAAGCGGUCCCAUCAAGGAGGCCAAAAGAUAUCUUUCGCACGUAGAUCACUCGACUACUGCAACAAUCAACCUGCUGGGAAACCAUGUCAAACGUGAAAUAGAAACAGCGCAGGAAGCUCUUACUACCCAUGCGACAAGGCAGUACGUUAACGCCUUGAAAACUCUGCUCACCGAGUUCGCCGAAAAGCAGAGAAAGGUAUUGGAAGGAUUGCCGGACGAAAUAGAGAAAGAUUUGAAAAUCGGCUACAAGGGCUUUAUGGCAAAAUUAGGAGAGCAGUUUGUUAAGAAGGUGGAACAAAUUAAGACUAUUGAGUAA